Phyllostomus discolor (pale spear-nosed bat) is the source of this 2713-nucleotide messenger RNA. RefSeq names its product tigger transposable element-derived protein 1-like. Gene Ontology annotation, molecular function: DNA binding. Gene Ontology annotation, cellular component: nucleus. NCBI's taxonomy places the organism in Eukaryota, Metazoa, Chordata, Mammalia, Chiroptera, Phyllostomidae. The record is from RefSeq and is a predicted model, not a curated record.
GAGACUGUUAAAAAGGAAAAUGUAUUUAAAUGCAUAGAAGAAAACGUAAACCAAAACAUCCAUUUAUGUUUAAAUGAGAAGAGGUCUCUGCACCAUGGAUAUAGGCUCUAAAAACCCCUGACCCCAAGUGGCUUGGAAAGCAUGAGCCAGAUUUCGUGGCAUUACAGAACAGCCGGAGAGGACAGUCAAGAUGACCCGAGUCGGCCCCUUUUCUUUUGUGACGGGGCCUCUGAUCUCCCGAAGCUGAGAGACACUCGGGGUCACACUGUGCAAGGUGACGACCAGGACCCAGGUCCCUCAGCUGCUGGUUGAGUGCGGCCCGCCCUGACGGGAGACCGACAGGAGAGCGUUCCCACGCCACUGCCGGAGUUCUGGGGAUGGCCUUCUACUCCGGUUUCCACGUGACGGGAAAAUCGGUCCCUGCUGUGUAGUCUGUAUGUUUCAAAAUGCAUAUCUAUGUGCAAAACUGUCGUCUACAUCUUUUUCAAAAAUGCUUCAGCAUUUUGUGGGAAUGUAAGAAUAAUCGAGACUUGCACAGGCAUAUCUUUUUCCAGGGCCCUUUGCAGGGACCUGUGGUUUCACACGCUGGAGGGCCGUGGCCGCUCUGUGCUGAGCAGUUCUCUCAGGGCCGUUUUCCUAGCGGCACUCGCUCACUUUGUGUCUCUGGGUCACAUUUUGGUAAUCCUCACAAUAUUUCAUGCUUUUUGUUGUUAUUAUUAUAUCUGUUAUGGUGACCUGUGGACAGGGACCCUUGAUGUUUCUGUUGUCACUGUUUCGUGGCACCGUGAACCGCACCCACACGAGACAGUGAACUUGGUGGAAAAGUGUGUGUGUUCUGGCCGCUUCACCUGCCAGCUGGCCCCCCGUCUCUCCCCCUUCCCUCCGGCCUCCCUGUCCCCCGGGACACAGCAGCGGUGCAGUCGGGCCAGAGGACCACCCUACAAUGGCCUCUCGGUGCCCGAGGGAACGGAAGAGCCGCACGGCUCUCAUGCACCAGAAACUGGAGGUGAUCGAGCUCAGCGGGGGCGUGUCCAAGGCAGAGGUCGGCCGCAAGCUGGGCCCCCUGCGCCAGACCGUCAGCCAGGUCGUGAAUGCGAAGGAGAAGUUCCUGACGGGGGUUGGAAGGGCCACCCCAGCGAACGCACGAGUGGUGCGGGAGCAGAACAGCCUGAUCGCCGACAUGGAGAAGGUGCUGGCGGUCUGGAUAGAGGGUCAGGCCAGCCGCAGCGUCCCCUUAAGUCAGAGCCUGAUCCAGAGCAAGGCCCUGACCCUCUUCAACUCGAUGAAGACCGAGAGGGGGGAGGAGGCUGUGGAAGAGAAGGUCAAAGCCAGCAAAGGCUGGUUUGUGAGGUUUAAGGAAAGGUGCCCUCUCUGUCAGUUCAGAGUGUGUGCUGAGGCCACGGGUGCCGAGGCAGAGGCUGCAGCAAGGUGCCCGGGAGCUCUAGCUAAGACGAUCCACGAAGGCGGCUACACCGAACAGCAGAUUUUCAGUGUGGCUGAAACAGCCUUAUACUGGAGGAAGAUGCCCUCUCGGGCGUUCGUAGCCGGAGAGGAGAAGCCGGUGCCCGGGUUCGGAUCUUCCCAGGACAGGCUGACGCUCUUGUUGGGGGCUAACGCGGCCGGCGACUGUAGGUUGAAGCCGAUGCUCGUUUAUCACUCAGAAAAUCCCACGGCCCUCAGGAAUUACGCUAAAGCCACUCUGCCUGUGCUGUACAAGUGGAACAGCAAGGCCUGGGUGACAGCUCACCUGUUUACAGUGUGGUUUACCGAGUAUUUUAAGCCCACCGUGGAGGCCUACUGCUGAAAAAAGAUCCCUUUCAAAAUACUGCUGCUCGUGGACAGUGCGCCGGCCCACCCGAGAGCCCUGAAGAUGUACGAUGAGAUCAACGUCGUUUUCGUGCCCGCUCACGCCGCGUCCACGCUGCGGCCCAUGGGUCAGGGGGUCAUCUCAGCUUUCGGGUCGUACUAUUUGAGAAACACGUUCCGCAAGGCGGUAGCUGCUGUGGACAGCGGCUCCUCCUACGGGUCUGGGCAGAGUAACAGAACCUUCUGGAAGGGGUUCACCAUUCUAGAAGCCAUCAAGAACAUAUGUGACUCAUGGGACGAGGUCGGAAUCUCCACGCUCACAGGAGUCUGGAGGAAGCUGAUCCCGGCCCCCCCGGAGGGCUCGGGGGCGAUGUCUUGCACGGAGGAGGUCGCCGCGGGCGUGGUGGACAUCGCGAGAGACCUGGCACUGGACGUGGAGCCUGAGGACGUGGCCGACUGGCUGCGGUCUGACAAGUCCCCGACGAAUGAGGAUUUGCUUCUUGCGGGCGGGCAGAGAGGGUGGUGUCCCGAGACGGAGUCUCCCGGAGGCGGCGGCGGCGAGGAGGCGGGGCUUGCGGAAACGGCGACCGGGGAUCUGGAACACUCCGUAGGCCUAGUGGACGAAGCGGCGUCAGGCUUUGAGAGGACGGACCCCAAUUUUGAAAGAAGUUCCGCCGUGGGUAAAAUGCUGUCAAAUAGCAUUGCGUGCUACAGAAAAAUUAUUCGUGAAAGGAAGAAUCAGUCGGCGAGGCAAACGUCACCGUUGUCUUAUUUUAAGAGGUCGCCCCAGCCACCCCCGCCGCCUUCAGCAACCACCACCCCGACCGGUCAGCAGCCGCUGACUCCGAGGCGAGACCCUCCGCCAGCAGAGAGACUGCGACCCCCGGAAGGCUCAGACGAUGGCUAG